AUGGAUGUUGAAGAUAAACCAUAUUUUUCUAGUUUAGAGGAGGAAACUGCUUUCUGGAAAGAACUUUCCUUCAAGUAUAAACAAAGCUUCCAGGAAACUCAGGAUGAGCUACUUGAAUUCCAGGAAAGAAGCAGGGAAUUAGAAGCAGAGUUGGAGGCACAGUUAGUACUGGCUGAACAAAGUAAGAGAGACUUGCAAGCUGACAACCAAAGACUGAAAUACGAAGUGGAGGCAUUAAAAGAGAAGCCAGAACAUGAGCAUGCACAAAGUUACAAGCAGGUCACAGUAUUAGAGGAUGAUUUAAAUCAGACUCGGGUGGUUAAGGAGCAGUUGCAGAGGUACGUGAGAGAGCUGGAGCAAGCCAAGGAUGACCUGGAGCGCGCACAAAGGGCAGCAGUAGUUUCCCUGGAAGAGUCUGAGCAAAGGCUAGAUGAGGCCCUCGAAAGAAAUGCAUACUUAGAGAGUGAACUUGAUGAAAAGGAAUCUUCGUUGGUCUCUGUGCAGAGGUUAAAGGAUGAAGUAAGAGAGUUAAAACAAGAACUAGCAGCUCGCGAAAGACAAGAAGUAACCAGAAAGCAAACUCUAGACUCUGAAAAGAGGGAUUCUGCUGUGCAAGUGUCACUUUCUUUGCCAGCCACUCCUGUUGCCAAAGGAAUGGAAAACAGUUUUCCUUCACCAAAAGCUAUACCAAACCAUUUUGGUAUGAGCCCACUAACUCCUCCUGCCAGUACAUCGGCACUAAACACGGGGAAGGAUCUCUUAUGGAAGGUAGUAGGAGCAUUCGUAUCAAAAUUAACAGCUUGCAGGAAUUUUGCAGAGUUCCAAGCAUCACAAAAAUCCUGUAUUCCAGGGAAUGAUAACUGGGUUGAUAAUCGGCUACGGGAAAAAGCUCUGUCAAUCAGGGCAUUCGCCUUUGUUUAAUAAAGGGGCAGUGAACUAUUUUGACCAGCUGCUCCUCCUCCUCCUGGACUGGGCCCCUUGCACCCGUUGUUGGCCCCCAAUGUGUUGCCUCUCAGUCUGUGUGAACA
This is a messenger RNA of Manis javanica (Malayan pangolin), 1028 nucleotides long. The record is from RefSeq and is a predicted model, not a curated record. NCBI's taxonomy places the organism in Eukaryota, Metazoa, Chordata, Mammalia, Pholidota, Manidae.